Molecule: messenger RNA, 5126 nt
Organism: Sceloporus undulatus (fence lizard)
Lineage: Eukaryota; Metazoa; Chordata; Lepidosauria; Squamata; Phrynosomatidae
Gene: NMNAT2
Product: nicotinamide nucleotide adenylyltransferase 2
Exons: 11
Coding region: 150-1073 (307 amino acids)
Biological process (GO): NAD+ biosynthetic process
Cellular component (GO): Golgi apparatus
Molecular function (GO): nicotinate-nucleotide adenylyltransferase activity; nicotinamide-nucleotide adenylyltransferase activity
Source: RefSeq, a predicted model, not a curated record
CUCUCUCUCUCUCUCUCUCUCUCUGCAGACACACUGACACAUACACACACCCAGCACACACCCAGAGGCACAAAGGAGACCCCCAGUGGCUCCCUGCCUGCCUCCUCCUUGCCUCCUUCCCUGCCUGGUCCCCAGAGGAGAGCAGCACCAUGACCGAGACCACCAAGACCCACGUCAUCCUCCUGGCCUGUGGCAGCUUCAACCCCAUCACCAAGGGACACAUCCAGAUGUUCGAAAGAGCCCGGGAUUAUCUGCACAAGACGGGAAGGUUCAUUGUUAUUGGUGGAAUUGUCUCACCUGUACAUGACUCCUAUGGGAAACAGGGUUUGGUCUCCAGCCGACACCGCCUGACAAUGUGCCAGCUGGCCGUUCAGUCCUCCGACUGGAUAAGGGUGGACCCCUGGGAAUGUUAUCAAGAUACUUGGCAGACCACUUGCAGUGUACUGGAACACCAUCGGGACUUAAUGAAACGGGUUACUGGCUGCAUCCUCUCCAAUGUGAACACACCUUCCCUGACCCCAGUGAUUGGACAGCCGCAGAAUGAGACCCCACAGCCUAUCUAUCAGAACAGCAACCUCUCAAACAAGCCCACUGCAGUGAAGCUCUUGGGGAAAGUGGGUGAGAGCUUGAGCAGGAUUUGCUGUGUUCGCCCGCCGAUGGAGCGUUUCACCUUUGUGGAUGAGAAUGCAAAUUUGGGGACAGUGAUGAGAUAUGAAGAAAUUGAGCUCCGAAUCUUGCUGCUGUGUGGCAGUGACUUGCUGGAAUCCUUCUGUAUCCCAGGCCUAUGGAAUGAAGCAGAUAUGGAGGUGAUAGUUGGAGACUUUGGCAUUGUUGUUGUACCACGAGACGGUGCUGACACAGACAGGAUCAUGAACCACUCCUCAGUACUCCGCAAGUACAAAAACAAUAUUCUGGUUGUGAAGGACGAUGUGAAUCACCCCAUGGCUGUUGUCAGUUCCACCAAAAGCAGACUGGCUCUUCAGCAUGGAGACGGGCAUGUUGUGGAUUACCUGUGUCAGCCAGUCAUCGAUUACAUCCUCAAGAGUCAGCUGUACUUGAAUGCCUCUGGGUAAAGCUCCUGUGGCAUUGCAACAAAGCAGCCCAACCGCUGCACUUUCCUAUGGUUGUUCAUCACAAUUCUCUUUCUCACUCUCUCUUUCCAUUUUCACUGCCUCUUGUGUGCAUCUGCCUGUUUCACUCUGAUGUCCCCACUUCACCCAUCCCCAGCUAAGUGCAGGAAAGUGCUGCAUACAACUGGGCAACCAAGUGCAUACAUACCAUCAAAGCUAUCCUUUCUCCCAUAGUUAGGAGGGGAAGCAGCAAUGAGGAUCAGGUGCCAUGUGCCUAAAGAGGGAGGCUCUGGUGUCUACCAUCCCAGCAUGCUUUCAGGGAAAUAUCUGCCUUCUUUGUCUUCUCUCUCCCAUCAUGUGUCAGCUAAAUAAAUCUCAGUGGUUGUUUGUUUUUGUUUUUUAAAAACCAUGCUUUUAUUGGGUCCUUUUUAUCAUUGUGAUCCAUUAAAUUACAGUACAACUGGCAGAAGGCAAUUCCAACCCACUUGGUACAAAGCCCAGGCUUUUUAGGUCAGCCAUGGAAGUAUUUAGCCUUGAAUUUGAGAUAAAAAAGGAAGGAAGCAGCCUACAUUCUUGAGGCUGUUUAUGCUGUGAAAAAAAGAAAGAAAAAAGAAAAAGAGUUGCUGGCACAAGAAGAGCAGAAAUCUGGCUUGCUUAAUAUGUAGCACAUCCUUUCCUAUUGUAAAUAAAUACAUUUUUUUUUGUAAGAGAGAGAAUUUAAAAUGGGGUUUCUGUUGUGCUUUAAGUCAGUUUUUAAAGGAAGUAGGCGAUGACGCAGGGAGGGGAAUAGCCAGAGAGCCCAUCCUCCAGGGAAGUUAUGAGUUAUCCCUCAUUUUCUCACAGUGUCUCUGUGACUGGGCACUGGAUUGGUUGCCCCUUGUUUGGUUGAAAGCUCCCCAUUUUCUCCAAACACUCAUCAGAGUUUGACCGUUUGUUGUGCGUUCAGCUAUACUCCUGCUAGUUUUGCCAGCUCAGCCAGGUUCAAUUUGCAAUUGUUAUCCUUUAUCAAUAACAAGCACACACAGCCAUCUUUUCAUGUCCGCAACUAUACAUUUGUUCCACACUCAGAUGGCCUUCUUGUUUUCCCACAUUCCUUCAAAGGCUCCUUGAAAUGAAAUUGCUGCUUAAAUUUAUUCUGAGAAAGAGAUAUUUUCCCACUCCCACCCUCAAUUCAAGAUACAGCAAAAAACAGUAAUAAAAUAAGUGCCAGCAGCUGCACUGGAUUCGGUAUUUCCUGGACUUCCAAAUGAGGCAGCUCAGCUAGCUGCAAACUGUGUUAUAGCUACUGAAAUGAACCAGGGGUUACUGUGAGGGACAUCUGAGGGCAAAUUGUUAAUUCAGAUAGGCUAAGCUGUGUUGCUUUUUGCUUGCAGCUGUAAAAGACAAUUUAGGGGCUGUACAGAUGGGCGGUUGAAGGCACCCAUCUUUGCCCCUGCUGCGGCACCGACUUGGUCCCUAAAAAGAAGCCGCUUUAAGCAGCUUCUUUGAAGGGGCGCCACAGGUGCACUCAUGUGCCAUGGUGAUGCCCCUUCCAGCCAGAGCUGUUUGAGUGCUCUGAUGCCCAUGCGUCAUCAUGACAUGCCCCAUAUGGAUGGGUGCAUGCCAAGAUAGUGCAUGGGCGCCGAUAGUAGAACCCGGCUGGCACAAAGCCCUUACUCAAGUACUGUGAUGGAUGGGUGUACAUCCUCAUGCCUCAGAAAGAGGAGCCUUACACAGCAGUGUGAACAUGAAGGCAUUUGUAUCCUUAUGAAAGGAUUAAGGAAGUAUUUUUUUGGCGUAAAUCAUGAGUGGUCUGCAAUGUAUCUCCAUUUUACAUGAAAAGAAGCUGAAGCCCAGAGAAACCUAAUGGUUAGCAAUCAUUUCUUAGGAACAAUUUUACAAAACCUUUCAAAGAUCAGAUAAAUGAAGUUAAAAGGAUAGAAAAGUGUCAUACUAGUCGUAUUUGGCUUGUUUCAUCUCAGGAAGCCUGAAACCAUAUGAUGCUCUACGAGCCUUGUAGAAUAGUACAGGCUCACUGGUGUGUGGGUGUAGCUUCCAUGUGACAUUUCUACCAGUGUAGACUGGUUGUUACUGGUUGGAAUAGCAGGGGUGCUUCAGCAAUUGUGAUAUCUGAAGUUCAGAUCUAAAGAGCUCCUUCUAGUCUCCCUGGGUUACAUGAAUCUUACAACUUGAAUUGAAUACAGUUGGUGUUCUUCAGGGGGAAAAGGAAAUCAGUUUUUAUUAAAGAAUCAUAAGCCUGCUUCUAGAGGGAGGCAUUUAGCAAUAAUUGCUCUUUUGCUCUACAUCAGUGUUGUCAUAGCGGUGGUCUGUAGACCAGUGUCAGUCUGCAGGCCCAUGAUGAGUUUCCAAGAAAGAAAGAAAUAGGUGUAACCAACAGGCACAAAUAUGCUACCCAUCUCUGGUAAAUGGGGGGGGGGGGUGCUGGUCACGCACAUAACAAAGCCUAGGAAGCACUACUCUAAACCAGUGCUACUCAGCGAGUGGGUUGUUUUUCAGAUGAUGUUAAUCCAAACAGAAAGUUGAAAAAACCAGCAUUUGGGGGAUGUUUUUCAGACACCGUUUGCGUGAAAGAGAAAUAAUGCGAAAAUAACCCAAACAAAAAGUCGUCAAAACUGCUUCCUUUUUACUUUUGCUAAAUUCUGAAAGUACAAAGGAGCUUUCCAUUUGGAUUAUUUUCAUGUUAUUUCUUUUUCACGCCAAUGCACCUGACAAACAACACCCAGAUUUUAAAAUCCUGUUUCUGCAUGGGAUUUUACCAAUUCACCCUCUGUGUGAUAAACUCCAUAGAAUUGCAUUUGAUUUUCACAGUAUUGGGGAGUUAGCACUUCCUCUUGGUGUUCAUUGUGCCAGCAGGUGGAACAUAAUUGUAGCUGGGGAAGAUCCAAAAUCUACUGGAAUAAUGUUCAUACUGAACAUGUGCUAAGCAGUAACAGGUUUCCCUAAUAUAUCACAGCACACUUUCCUAAAUAUAUAUAAAUAUAUAUACAUGUCUCUUGAAAAAGAUGGAAGACUAGCACAAGGGGCAACUUUGUGAAAAUUUCAUUACUUUUCUAUUCUUUAAAAAAUGAGAGAAAUUGCACUGGCAAAAUAUCAGAGGGUUAGAGAUGGAUGAUAAUGUUAUGUGGUUCCCCUCCCACCUGCUCAAGUGAGCAAAUAAAAUCUGGCAGUUCCACACAAUUUCUUAUGUGGAAACAGCCUCCCUCUUGUUAUGUUGAGUAUUCAUGUUAGCCAAUGAAGAAUGUAGGCAUCUUUUCCCACACAACCUCUUAGAAAUCAGAGUGAAUGAUGGGACAUAUGAAGAUCCAAUUGGCUCUGUGAAGCCCUGCGUUGCUAUUUGGCAGCACACUCAAAGCAUUCAGUAUCCUUGGACACUCACUGCUGUCAUAGGCAGAUGUACAAAAGAGAUAGUUUCUUUGAUGAGAAUUUUUCUACUCACGGAAGGCUUAGAUAUCCUACAUGACUCUCUAAAAAAUAGCUCUCUCGCUGUCCUGUUGCGCAUAUCAAGUACUACUUCCAAUGCACUCUCUCUUUCACAUGCCUCCGUUACUGAGAGCAGCCACAACCUCUUGCUGGAAUCCACUAUUAUGUCUCAAUACCAAGCUGCAAAGCGCAAUGCCAACCAUGUAUCUGACCUUAUGUGCAUCUGACAGAAACCGUGGCCUUCCAAAAAGGCUUGAAGGGCAGCUCCAUGGUGGAAACAAAAGAUGUGGACAGUGAAAAAGACAAAGCUGAAGGACAAACUCUCCGUACUCUUGAACAAAAAAUGGAUUAUCAGGUCACUAUCCAAUUUCAUCCAGUUUAGGACAGCAUGCCUUAGGAACAUAGCAUUGUGGUACAAAUGAUGUAUAUAAUAACUUACUAGUCCUCUCUUUGCCUUCAUAUGCUCAGUUAUGCUUAUGGUGGGGUAGGGGUGGGGGGACACAGUGUCGCAUACAUUCAGAGGGUGGUGGUGGUGAGAUUGGCUUGGGAAAGGUUGGAGAUGGGAUUAAGACCCAAACUCUGACUUACACAACUAGGAAAUGGGUUUUAGAUGCACAAGGGAGGGAGGGAGGGGGG